This is a messenger RNA of Echinostoma caproni, 981 nucleotides long. The record is from the annotation of a GenBank genome assembly. Lineage: Eukaryota; Metazoa; Platyhelminthes; Trematoda; Plagiorchiida; Echinostomatidae.
GUCUCGGCCACUACUCCCGUUAAAGUACUCAUCACCGGUGCUGCUGGCCAGAUCGGCUACAAUCUGGCUGGAAUGGUCGCUCGAGGCGAUAUGCUUGGUCCAAAUCAGCUUAUUCUCCACUUGUUCGACAUUCCGCCUAUGAUGAACUCGUUACAUGGUUUACAAAUGGAAUUGGAGGACUGCGCGUUCCCACUGGUGCGUGAAAUAGUCAUCACCGACAAAGCAGAAGUUGCUUUUGAUGAUAUCGAUAUAGCGUUGAUGGUUGGUGCGAUGCCACGAAAAGAGGGAAUGGAGAGGAAAGAUUUGCUACAAGCCAAUGCGAACAUCUUCAAAGAACAAGGAAAAAUUUUGGACGCUAAGGCGAAGAAGACAGUGAAGGUUAUCGUGNGGAAUCCAGCGAACACUAACGCGUUGAUUAUGAUGAAAAACGCUCCAAACAUCCCCAAAGAAAACUUCUCGGCCAUGACCCGCCUUGACCACAAUCGAGCUACCGCUCAGCGACUGAAAAUCCCUUGCACAGCGGUGAAAAACUGCAUUGUUUGGGGUAAUCACAGCGCCACUCAAUUCCCCGAUGUCGCUCAUGCCGUUGCCCACGUCGGAGGUAAGGAUGUGAAAGUGUGGGAGGCUGUUAAAGACGAGGAGUGGAUAAAGAACGAGUUUCUAACUACCGUCCAGAAACGUGGUGCUGCUGUAAUCGCUGCCAGAAAGUUGAGCAGUGCAAUGUCCGCGGCCAAGGCCAUUGUCGACCAUAUUCACGAUUGGUGGUAUGGUACGAAGCCGGGUGAGUGGGUUUCUAUGUCCGUAUACAGCGAUGGCUCUUACGGCGCCCCCGAGGACAUUUUCUUCAGCUUCCCCGUGGAAAUCAAAGACAAGAAAUGGACAAUUGUCAAGAACCUUCCUAUGUGCGAUUGGGGUAAAUCGAAAUUCAAGAUUACCGCCGAGGAAUUACUGGAGGAACGGAAGGCUGCUCUUGGACACUAA